GCCGUCGUCAUAGCAGAAAAGUCCAAAUAAACACCCGCAGACUAAGAUGAAACCCGACCUACAGGGUUGUUUGUGCAGAUUUGAGAUGUAAGUGUGUAAUAAUCAGUAUAACCACAACUCCACGAGGAAAAACACAUCUGUGCUAAGAAUAGGUGGGAUGUGUUUUGUCUCAUGGAGCAGACUUUAUGAUGAACCACACCCUGACUGGAGUGUGAGACUUUUUACUCACACCAGAGUCAGGUUGGUUGAAAACUCUCAGAGAAGGACGACGUCAAUAUUUUCCACUGAAGACCAGCUUCACUGCGCUGGAAUCUGCACCCGAUGAAAGGCGAUGUGAGUGUGUUUGUAGCCGCUGCAACUGUCAAGUCGCGCCGCCUGACCAGCUUGGGAAGACAGAGGCCUGCCGCAGGGAGGGAGGGGCAGGAUAAGAGCAACAUGCAAAGGGAAGUUGAACAAUCGCAUGAAGAACUUCUGUGGUGGAGAAGAAAUGGCAGCAUGUAAGUCGUGAAUUAACUGAAGAGGAGAGAGUAAGGAGAGGAAACGAGCAAAGGUGACACCAAAGGAGAACAAAUGAUGGGUGGAGGACUGGUUCUUAACUGCUACCUGCUGGUGAUCACAGCGUCUGUGAAAGGUAUUCUUGCUGGUAAUUGGUCAGUUUUUCUCGCUGUUGGUCCUAUCUGUGCUGUGAUUGGUUCCUCUGUGAUUAUCCCAUGUUCCUACGACUAUCCCCAGAGUUCUGGAACAGAGGGGCGGAGCUUUACCAAGACCACUGCUGCAGGGCAGGUGGAAGAUCAACAGUAUAAAGUUCUGUCUGUAAUGUGGUGCCUGGAGGAAGGCCGCUGUAUCACACCAAGCUAUGUAUUCCACAGUGAUGGUAUAUUUCCAGAUCUGUCCUACCAGAACCGGGUGGAGUAUCUGGGAGUUCCGGGAACAAAGAACUGUUCUCUGAGGAUUUCCAACCUGAGACAGUCGGACACUGGAACCUACAUGUUCUACCUCAUAACGAACCAUCCCACAGAGAAGAUGCUGGAACAGAGCGGCAUACAGCUCCUGGUGGCAGACUCGCCCAGUGCAGUCAUGGCAUCUGCAAGUCCAUCUGAUGACAUCACUGAGGGCGUGGCCUUACGCUUGGCCUGCUGCAGCCCGGCCGCCGGUCCAGAGGCUCAUGUCAGAUGGUUCCAGAACACAAGCGCCACCUCAAAGCAUUCUGGAGUAGUGUGGAAUGUGGGUGAAGUUACAGCUGAUUUUUCUGGAAAAUACUUCUGCCAGAUCCAGACUGGAGGUGACACACAAGAUUCACCAGUGCUGAACAUCGACGUGCAGUAUUCUCCUCGCCACACCUCUGUGGCCAUCUCUCCUGUUACCAACCAGGACCAGGGCCGUCCUGUGACUCUGACCUGCAGCAGCAAUGCUAACCCAACCGUGCACACGUACACCUGGUACCAUGGCGCUGCAUGCCUCGCCACAUCAGGGAUCAGCUUUAGUCAAGGAAGACAGUCUGCAGCUGAGGAUGCUGGAGCGGGUUGGACACUUAGCAGCAUAAACGUCAGCGCUGACCAUCACGGGCAGCACUGCUGUGUAGCCAGAAACAGACACGGAUCACAGACUUCCACUGUGGCAGUCAACCUUUCCUCAGUGUCAAAGUCUUCAGGCAGCCAUGUGGUGGCUGUCGGGGUAACCGUCGCUGGCCUACUGGCGAUUAUUGGCAUUAUUAUCUUUAUCAAGAUGAGGAAUCGGAGGACGUCUGGUCACCAGUCAUAUGUCCUGACUGAGACAAACCCUCCAGCACCAUAAGGACUCACAAAAACUAAAAACACUGAGUUCUCGACACUGGCGCAUCAACACACACGCAACAUCUGUACAGGACUGUUCCACAGUCAUGACGUCACCACAAAAACCAUCACAUAUUCAAAAUGUGAGCAUCUCAAACACACUAUGGCUUUAAAAUAUAUAAUUGCAUAUAUUAAAAAAAAUAUGCAUGUUUACAAUGACAUCACAUGAUUGAUAAUAUUGAUUAUCUAUCUAAAUAGAACAUAUCUGUCAGACUGAGGAGAGGUAAGAUAACCACACACUGGAAUCCUAAAUUUAAAAUCGUCUGAACUGAAAAAUGACCUUUGAAAUGUUUGAAAUGUGCCAGUCAAUCAUGUAUUGAUUGACGUUCCAUCACAGGUUUCCCUCCAAUAUGAUUCUUUUUUUUUGGGGGGGGGGGGGGGGGGGGGGGUUCUGCGGGAUGGGUGUUGGUCAGGAGCAUGGAUGCCACAUCCACCACACUACAAGAACCAACUUUGGUCCUGGAUGGCAACCACCCAACAGGGAUGUGGUUUAAAAAAGAAAAAACUGAAAGAUGGCACAAUUUUACAUUUACCAAACUCUGUUGGCUGUGUAUCAUUAAAAACCUAUGAGGUCUGCAUCACUGACUCUGAAUUACACAUAAUGGACACUUUAUUAAGUACACCUUGCUAGAUCAGAACCCCCCUUUGCCUUCAGAACUUCCUUAAUUCUUUGUGGCAUUGAUUCAACAAGGUGUCGGAAACAUUCCUCAGAGAUGUUGGUCCAUACUGACAUGAUGGCAUCACACAGUCACCCUUUCAACCAGUCUGUCAAUUCGCCUCUGACAUCUACAAGGCAUUUUCAUCCACACAACUGCAGCUCUCUGGAUAUCUUCUCUUUUUUGGACCGUUCUCUGUAAACCCUAGAGAUGGUUGUGGGUGAAAAUCCCAGUAGAUCAGCAGUUUCUGAAAUACUCAGACCAGCCCAUCUGUCACUUAAAUCCCUUUCUUCCCCAUUCGGAUGCUCAGUUUGAACUUCAGCAAGUCAUCUUCACCACAUCUAGAUGACUAAAUGUGUUGGGUUCCUGUCAUGUGAUUGGCCGAUUAACUAUUUGUGUUAAUAAGCAACUGAACAGGUGUACCUAAUGAAGUGGCCAAUGAGUGUAUAUGGUCAUGUUCAAAUAUUUGCUAUCAUAUUAAUUCAAUGUAAAAAGUACAGCAGAAUAUUCAGCGUGUGGAAAGUAGAACCCAGAAAACUAGGGGGAAAAAGAUAUAUAUGAAUAACUAAACACAUCCAGUUAUUUACAGCCCUGCUGACCAGUCAGAUAUUUUUAAUGUAAUUCAUUUUAAAUUAAUAUUUUAGAGCACCAAGUAAAGAGCAAAGAACAAACACCCAAUACAUGUUGAAGCAAUAUACAACCAAUGUGAGCCCAUUAAAAACGGACUGCAGUGAAAACCGGGUCACAUCUGUGUCGUUUUACAUUAAACGUCAAGAAUGAUAAGAAAACCAACAGAUCCUGACCAGAGCCUGGAGACAACCGGAGGAGGAUGACAGCCUGGAGGACAGUGACUCUGAGAACAGGAUAUUCAUUUAUACAAAAAAAAGUAAAUAUGCAUAGAUAAACUCUGUGGCUUAGGAGUCUUUAUUUCUUCUUUUUUUUAUUAUUAUUAUUAUUACUAUUGCAUCUGAUUUAUUGAUGAUCUGAGUAUUACAAUGUACAACCUCAAGUCAGGAAAAGUUGCAUGAUAUGGAAAAUGCAAAGAAAAAAUUAAAGAGAUUAUAAUGCAUUGUUU
This is a messenger RNA of Thalassophryne amazonica, 3563 nucleotides long. Its product is annotated as B-cell receptor CD22-like. The coding region runs from base 571 to 1794 and encodes 407 amino acids. Lineage: Eukaryota; Metazoa; Chordata; Actinopteri; Batrachoidiformes; Batrachoididae. The record is from RefSeq and is a predicted model, not a curated record. The transcript has 11 exons.